Prunus armeniaca (apricot) is the source of this 741-nucleotide messenger RNA. NCBI's taxonomy places the organism in Eukaryota, Viridiplantae, Streptophyta, Magnoliopsida, Rosales, Rosaceae. The record is from the annotation of a GenBank genome assembly.
AUGUUGAGAGCUUGUGCAUUGCAAUUUCGGGGCGACUGGGAUGAGAAGUUGCCACUUAUGGAGUUUGCCUAUAAUAACAGUUACCAUGCGAUGGGUGAGCACAGAUUGGAAGUGUCAGAUGAUGUUGAACGGAUGAAGGAACAUAGCGCGACGAAACGAGUCCGUAGACACGGAGUGGACUCGAAUCGGAGUUGUAACAAAGAAAAUACGGUCAAAAUACGUAGAAGGGCAAAACGCCCCCCCCCCUCCCCUGUUUUUUUAACCCGUCACCUUUUCUCCUCCAUAACCACCGCCACCGUGAACCAUCGGCCACGAGACCGGAUCCGUUCGAACCGUCAUCCUUCCCCCGUCCCGUCCCGACCAGCCUCAACCAUCGCCGACCACGGAGCUCGCCGAAAACUGAAGAAAACUUGCCGGCUUUCAUUCGAUUUUCCAGGCUUUCGUUCUCCGUCAUCCGGCCACCAAAUCAGACGAGUGAGGUAUGGUUUUCUAGCUAUUUUCCAUGCUCUAGCUGCUGGUUGGGUUUCAGCCGAUUUUGAGAGUGUGAUUCCGACCACUUUUUGGGGUAAGUCCAAGGACAAAAGUGGUUCCAAAAUGGGUGUUUUACCUAAGUUAGAAGUUUGGACCGGCGGUUUGGAGUUUUUUUCGGCUGCUAGGAAUUUAUCAAGCCACCCACGCACUGCCGGCGCAUGUGGCGGCGCGUGGGCAGUUUGGUGGGGACCACAUUCAAUCCUAGAAUGA